UCCAAGGAGCACAUGCAGCCCCCCUGCCCGGCUCCACUGCCAGCUCCCGGGGGUCUCCCAUUUGCACCGCACUGGUGCAUUGCGGACAUCCACCCACUGCAUCCCCGCCCCCCGGUGCCCCAGACCCCCCAGCCCGUGCCCCGCACUCCCGACCUGCAGCCCGCGUUCAAGUCUCGCGAGAAAAAAGAAAAGCAGGUCUGCCUUGAGAAACAAGCCCGACCCAUUUCACAGCGGGGGGAGUCGGGGCUGGUGGGGGGCGCGGCACCCCGGCACGGCGGGGGAAGAGCGCAGCCCCGCAGGCGGGGGGCGCGGGGCUGCCUUGGUGCAGCAGCGGGGUCUGGAGGGAGGAGGGGGAGGCUGCAGGGGGAGCCCCCCCGGGUGCAGGGGGCAUUGCUGGCGGGGGGGUCCUUUGGCAACCCUUGCAUCCCGGCUCGUGCGACCCGCGGCCCGGGCAGACGCAGCCCCGCAGCCCGUCUCCCCCGCGCAGCCCCCAGUGACACGUGGAUCUGGUCCCCGGUCCAGGCAGCGUGGCGGCGCAGGAGACGUGCUCACACACGGUGCAGCCCCGCGGGGCGCUGCAGGGACCGGCCGAGUCCCGGCUGCAGCAGCCGAAGGCCCGUGGCGCGGACAUGGCUCUGGAGGAGGGAGGACAGCGGGACGCCCCAGGGGCUCGGGACAAGCCACCUCGUGUCCCCAGAGAGGAGCCCCCGCCCGAGCAGCAGUCAGCUCCCGGCGGUGUUCGAGGCCGUGGCAGUGUAUUUCACGCGGGAGGAGUGGGAGCUGCUGGACGAUGAAAGCAAGGAGCUUUACCGGGACCAGAUGCUGAGGAAUUACCAAGCCCUCGUUUCCCUGGGAUACCGAGGUCCCACCCCUGACUUAAUCUGCCAGCUCCAGCAAGGCCAGGGGGAGCUCGGGGGCUGUGCUGGGCAGGAGCCCGGGGAAAGCUCACGGCGGGAGGACCUGGCUGCAGCAGGUGCCUGGCUGCCUUCCCGAGCUGAGCAGCAGACUUCUGCAAACCUGGAGCCCCCACAGACUUGCCCAGGGAGUCAGGCUGAGAUGGAUGCCCUGAGACCUGAGGAUGCCCAGUGGCACCAGAGUGAGGGGAGGCCCCAAAAGCAGAAGGAGCCCUGCCCCCAGCACAGGAAAACCUUAAACUGCCCUAGGGCUUUGCACAAGAUGAGGCAGUCUGGGGAGAAGCCCCACGUGUGCGCAGAGUGCGGGAAGAGCUUCCCCUGUCUCUUGACCCUGAGCACUCACCGCAGGGUGCAUUGUGGAGCGCCCACCCACCGCUUCACCCAGCGUGGGAAGAGCCUGGUGUGCAGCUCGGGUCUGGUCAAGCACCAACCUGUGCAGGGGGACAAGCAUCAGUACCGCUGUGUCCCGUGUGGUAGGACCUUCAGCCAUUUUUCCUCCCUGGCUCAGCACUGGCGCGUCCAUUUGGGCAGGAAGAUGCACCGCUGCACCAAGUGCAGGAAGAGCUUUGCCACCCGGCAAGACCUGUCCCAGCACCAGUGUGUGCAGAGCGGGCAGCAGCCACACCACUGCACCGAGUGUGGAAAGAGCUUCAGGCAGCCCUCCAACCUGGCCAGGCACCAGCGCAUGCAUACAGGGGAGAAGCCACAUCAGUGCUCGGUGUGCGGGAAGAGAUUCACCAGAUCCAGGUCCAUGGCCGAGCACCACCGUAUCCACACAGGGGAGAAGCCGCAUCAGUGCUCGGUGUGUGGGAAGAGAUUCAGGAGUUCUGGCCGUAUGGCCCGACACCAGGUCAGCCACACCGGGGAGAAGCCACAUCAGUGCCCCAAGUGUGGGAAGAGCUUCGCCCAGUCUAGGUCCCUGGCCAUGCACCACCGUCUCCACACAGGGGAGAAGCCACAUCAGUGCUCGGUGUGUGGGAAGAGAUUCACUCAGUCUAGCCACCUGGCCCAGCACCACCGUAUCCACGGAGGGGAGAAGCCGUAUCAAUGCUCGGUGUGUGGGAAGAGCUUCACCAGAUCCAGCUCUAUGGCCCGGCACCAGCGUGUCCACACAGGGGAGAAGCCAUAUCAGUGCUCUGAGUGUGGGACGAGAUUCACCCGAUCCAGCUCCCUGGCCAAACACCAGCGUGUCCACACAGGGGAGAAGCCACAUCGGUGCUCUGAGUGUGGGACGAGAUUCACCCGAUCCAGCUCUCUGGCCAAACACCAGCGUGUCCACACAGGGGAGAAGCCACAUCGGUGUUCGGUGUGUGGGAAGAGCUUCACCAGAUCCAGCUCCCUGGCCAAACACCAGCGUGUCCACACAGGGGAGAAGCCACAUCGGUGCUCGGUGUGUGGGAAGAGCUUCACCAGAUCCAGCUCCCUGGCCAAACACCAGCAUGUCCACACAGGGGAGAAGCCAUAUCAGUGCUUGGUGUGUGGGAAGAGCUUCACCAGAUCCAGCUCCCUGGCCAAACACCAGCAUGUCCACACAGGGGAGAAGCCACAUCGGUGCUCGGUGUGUGGGAAGAGCUUCACCCGAUCCAGCUCCCUGGCCAAACACCAGCGGGUCCACACAGGGGAGAAGCCACAUCGGUGCUCGGUGUGUGGGAAGAGCUUCACCAGAUCCAGCUCCCUGGCCAAACACCAGCGUGUCCACACAGGGGAGAAGCCACAUCGGUGCUCGGUGUGUGGGACGAGAUUCACCCGAUCCAGCUCCCUGGCCAAACACCAGCACGUCCACACAGGGGAAAAGCCAUAUCAUUGCUCUGAGUGUGGGACGAGAUUCACUCGAUCCAGCUCCCUGUCUAAACACCAGCGCGUCCACACAGGGGAGAAGCCACAUCAGUGCUUGUUGUGUGGGAAGAGCUUCACCAGAUCCAGCUCCCUGUCCCAGCACCAGCGCAUCCACACAAGGGAGAAGCCGCAUCACUGCUCUGAGUGUGGAAGGAGCUUCAGGCACUCCUCCAGCCUGGUCCUGCACCAGCGCAUCCACACUCAGGAGCAUCCAUAAUUCUCCUAGCAAUGCAGGAUGGACUUGUGGAUGCUGACCUGCUUAGUCCUCUCCAGUGGCUGCAUUCAGGCAAUCAGACUCAUGCUGCUGUAUUGCAGAAAGCGGUCACCCAGCCUUCGGCCCGUGUAGACAUAGAGCUAGGACUAGGGUCCAAGAUCAAAGAUAAUAAAAAGUCCUUUUUCAAAUAUAUAGGGAGGAUGAAGAAGGCACCAGGAAAUGUGGGGCCCCUGCAAGAUGCACUGGGCAAUCUGGUGGUUGCGCCAGAGGAGAAGGCAGACCUCUUUAACAAAUUCUUCACCUCCGUUUUCUUGUGCAGGGACCGGGACUCCCCCACCGUGCUUCAAGACGGACUCAAGGGGAACGCCUCCAGACCUAAGGUUGAGGAAGACCAGGUUAGAGUGCUUCUGGAGGGGCUGGACGUGUUCAAGUCAGCAGGUCCAGAUGCUCUCCACCCCAGGGUGUUGAGGGAGCUAGCAGGGGUUAUUGCAGGGCCCUUGGCAUGGCUUUACGAGCGCUCGUGGUGCUCGGGCCAGGUGCCAGAUGACUGGAAGAUAGCCAAUGUGGUCCCCAUCUUUAAAAAAGGGAGGAGGGAGGACCCGGGCAACUAUAGACCCAUCAGUCUUACCUCAAUCUUGGGGAAACUCUUUGAGAAGAUCAUCUAGGAGCACAUCUGUGAUGGGCCGGCAUCGGGGAUGAUGCUCAAGGGCAACCAGCACGGUUUCAUUGGGGGCAGGUCCUGUCAGACCAACCUGAUUGCCUUUUACGAUCAGGUCACAAAAGCAUUGGAUGCAGGUGUCGCCGUGGAUGUAGUCUUUCUGGACUUCAGCAAGGCCUUUGACACUGUCAACCACCCCAUCCUCAUUAAAAAACUAGGCGACUGUGGGA
Alligator mississippiensis (American alligator) is the source of this 3852-nucleotide messenger RNA. Its product is annotated as zinc finger protein 883-like. The transcript has 5 exons. Gene Ontology annotation, molecular function: RNA polymerase II cis-regulatory region sequence-specific DNA binding; DNA-binding transcription factor activity, RNA polymerase II-specific. The coding region runs from base 13 to 2967 and encodes 984 amino acids. Lineage: Eukaryota; Metazoa; Chordata; Crocodylia; Alligatoridae. The record is from RefSeq and is a predicted model, not a curated record. Gene Ontology annotation, biological process: regulation of transcription by RNA polymerase II.